Messenger RNA from Colletes gigas, 1677 nucleotides. RefSeq names its product potassium voltage-gated channel protein Shaw-like. The coding region runs from base 1 to 1677 and encodes 558 amino acids. Lineage: Eukaryota; Metazoa; Arthropoda; Insecta; Hymenoptera; Colletidae. Gene Ontology annotation, molecular function: protein binding; delayed rectifier potassium channel activity. Gene Ontology annotation, biological process: potassium ion transmembrane transport; protein homooligomerization. The transcript is spliced from 6 exons. Gene Ontology annotation, cellular component: voltage-gated potassium channel complex; neuronal cell body membrane; dendrite membrane. The record is from RefSeq and is a predicted model, not a curated record.
AUGAGGAGAAUGGAUGAUGGCAGAUGGAACGACAGAGUGAUUCUGAACGUUGGCGGCGUACGCCAUGAAACGUACAAGUCUACCCUCAAGAAAAUACCAGCCACGAGAUUAUCGCGUUUGACGGAAGCCCUGGUCAAUUACGACCCAGUUUUAAACGAGUACUUUUACGACCGUCAUCCGGGUGUCUUCGCCCAAGUGUUGAAUUACUAUCGCACGGGGAAGCUUCACUAUCCCACGGACGUUUGCGGACCCCUGUUCGAGGAGGAGCUCGACUUUUGGGGCUUGGACUCCAAUCAGGUGGAGCCAUGCUGUUGGAGCACUUAUAGCAUUCACAGGGACACUCAGGCGACGCUGGCAAUCCUCGAUAAGCUGGACGUGGAGGGGGAGAAGCUGAGCGAGGAGGAAAUCGCGCGGCUCUACGGCCUCGAGGAGGCGUACAACAGAGGGAUCUUGUCAAAAUGGCAGAAGCUACGGCCGAGGAUCUGGGCACUGUUCGACGAGCCGUAUUCCUCCGUCACGGCGAAAUGCAUAGGCUGCGUAUCGAUACUCUUCAUCUGCCUCUCGGUCCUCUGCUUCUGCCUCAAGAGCCACACGACGCUGAAACGUUCGCGGGACGACCAACAGUUCAGGGAACUGUUGCAGCCGGAAGCGGAUUGCCAUCACUCUUAUCCGGUACUGUUCUACCUCGAGCACGCGUGCAACGCGUGGUUCACUUUGGAAAUUACUCUUCGUUGCUUGGUGAGCCCAAGUCUGAAGAGAUUCGCGGUGUCGCCGGUGAACGCGAUCGACUUAACAGCGACUCUGAGCUUCUACACCGAGUUCCUGACAGAGUCUAGCCUGUACCUGGAGGUCCUGUCGAUAGCCAGAGUCCUGCGGCUGUUCAAGCUGACGAGGCACUCACCGGGUCUCAGGAUACUGAUCCACACCUUCAAAGCCUCCGCCAAGGAACUCGCGUUGCUUGUUUUCUUCCUCGUGCUGGGCAUAGUCGUCUUCGCCAGCCUCAUCUUCUACGCCGAACGGCUUCAAGAUAACCCGCAUAAUGACUUCGACAGUAUACCGCGUGGUCUCUGGUGGGCGUUGGUUACCAUGACGACUGUUGGCUACGGGGAUAUGACGCCAAAAACUUUCCCUGGGAUGUUCAUCGGAGGUCUAUGCGCCAUCACGGGGGUCCUGGCCAUCGCACUUCCGGUCCCCGUCAUUGUCAGUAACUUCUCCAUGUUUUACUCCCACACUCAGGCUCGUAGCAAACUGCCGAAGCAAAGACGGAGGGUGCUUCCGGCGGAAGUCCCAAGACGAUCGAGGUCGAUCUAUCAGAUUCAAAGCGACAUUCAGCGUCAACUCGUUACCAAUAACUCAACCAGACAGCUGACACCUAGACCAGCCACCAUAGGAUUCGAAAAUGUCCUGCAAUUACAGCCUAAUAUCGUUAUAAAUUUACCACGGGAGUCAGCCGCGGCGGGGACCAUAAAUUCCGACAGAACGGACGCCACUCGCCUCGCCGCCAAUAAUCCAGUGAGAAAUGGCAAAGCAGUCGAUGGGAUCGCCGACAAUGCGUUCGAAAGGGACACCAACGAAAACGGGAAUUCGUUCGUGGAAGGUUGCAAAGACCUUUCUUCCGCUUGCAUAGCUAUGCCAGAGAAUCCAGAAUCGACUCAAGGCUCGAUAAAUAGGAAUUAA